UACCUUUAAAUACCACACCCAAAACAUAAACUUUCACUACACAAAAGUAAACCUUUUUCAGGUCCUUUAAAAAUACUCUCACAUUCCUCUGCAUAUCCAGUAGAUACAAAACAACAACUCCUCCUUUUUUUCAAAAAAAAUAUCCUUUGAACAAUGGAGGACAACAGAUAUUACAUGAAGCGUAAUCAAGUUCCAGCAUUUGGUAGCUGGGAUUGUAAUGAUAAUGAUUUUCCAAUUCCAUUUACAGAGUGUUUUGAAUCAGCUAGACAAGCUGGUUUAAUUCACUAUACUUACUCACAAGAUUCAGAUUUGUAUGUAACUGGAGAUCUUUACCAGAAUCAUAUUGUUACUCCCACAAUGAUCGUUGUUCCUCGUCGUAAGAAAAAAGGAAGUUAUAAAGAAGGAAGAAAAGAGGAAUGGGUGAUGUGUGAUAAUUGUGAGAAAGAGUCACCAAGGCAUGUGGUUCCAGCAACUACUAGACAUGUGCACAGAAAGCCUGUUGAUGAAGAUCUUUACAAGAUUUCACCUGACUUGCUCUACACCAAGUCUAAAAUGAAAGGCAUCCGAGGAUUCAUAUCAAGCUGCUUGAUGCCAAGUUGUGGUUGUUGAAUUUAAAGCAAAACGCAUAUAAGAGAAGAUGUGUGUUAGUAUAUAUACUAUUUUACUAUAGAGAUGUUUGAAGUGUUUUUUGGGGUUCAAAUCAGUAAAAAAUGGCCAAAGAUAUGAAAUAUUGGUCAUCUCAAGAAGAUAAAUAUAUCAUUAUUGUUAUAUAGUACAAAAAUAGAGGAAACUUCCCUAUAACUUCUGUUGCAAACAGUAUGUUUCUUCUUGGAAGUAAUUUGAUGUUCUAGUACUAGUAGUACAUUAUAUACUAGUGGUGUUGGCUUUUUGUAAUUUAUAUAAUUAUGAGGAAAUGAUAUUAGUAUUACUUUUGAGUUUA
Solanum lycopersicum (tomato) is the source of this 940-nucleotide messenger RNA. RefSeq lists its product as uncharacterized. The record is from RefSeq and is a predicted model, not a curated record. NCBI's taxonomy places the organism in Eukaryota, Viridiplantae, Streptophyta, Magnoliopsida, Solanales, Solanaceae.